GCUGCGGUCACAUUCAGGAAGUGAUCUGUGGGAAACUCUCUGUUGUCUUCCUGACAGCUCCCAGUGGAAGUGUGCUAGCUCCACUGUUCGCUAACUGUGAUAUUUGACCAUUAAUAACACUAACAACUGUUCCUUCUGAGGAGGAAACGAUGGAGGUCGACUCAGUGUUCUACACUGAUCGUAGCGGAAGAGUCGCCAGUAACCCGCUGCUGGACCAGCUCCCCAGCUACCAGUCCCUGCUGUACCGCAGGAAGUCCUCGACCAGUGGCACCAAGCGAAAGGGCAGCACUAGAACUCGGCUCAGCUCCUCUGGUAGUGGGAAAUGGGGCGUGAGCACGGUCAGCAGACAUGAGGAGAAGCAGAAGGGACAGACGGAGGAGAGACCCAUCAGGGAACUGGCCAAGACCAUGGCAGAGAAACGUAGAGACAAGACGCAGCAGCUGGAGGAGGCUCGAGAGCUCAGCAGCUGGAGACAGUGGAGGCAAAACACCUGCAGGAAUCUGAGGAAGCUGAGGGAUGAUGCCAAAGACUGUCUGAGCUCCCUGCAGCUCUGGAGGGGAGACAUCCACCUGAUAGAGGGGAUGUUCGGCACAGGGAUCUUGUCUUACUUCUCCUUCCUGCGCUUCCUGGUCAUGCUCAACUUGAUCAUCUUUCUGCUCAUGUUCAGCUUCGUCAUGUUGCCCAUCAUCAUCGCCUCCCAUGCUUCAUGGAACACCACCUACAACCAGAAUGAUGGCAGUGAGUGCAGUGUGUAUCCAAGCAGUGCUCGACGAGGCCUGGUUAUUUUUCAUGAACACAUAACAGAUCUGCUUUCUGGUGGAGGUUUUCUGGAACAGACGUAUCUUUUCUAUGGCUACUACAAGGUGGACAAAAUCCACUCCCCAAAAGGCAUUUAUAAUUUGCCACUAGCAUACCUGUUGGCUACUAUAGCGUACCUGUUCCUCAGUCUCAUCUGGAUCGUUAAAAGGUCGGCCACAGGAUUCAAACGUAGCCUGGUUCAGGAUGAGGAUCGCUUUCAGAGUUUUUGCAACAAGAUCUUUGCCGGCUGGGACUUCUGCAUCACCAACGAGAAUGCUGCGCGGCUGAAGAGAAGCAGUCUGCUCUAUGAGCUCAGGACGGAUUUGGAAGAAGAGAGGAUCAAGCAGAAAAUAGCGGAUCGCACCCGCAAAGAGAAGUGUCGGAUUUACUUCAUCCGCCUCAUCCUCAACCUCUUUGUCAUCGGAGUAUUGGCCGCUUGCUUCUACAGCAUUUAUGUAGCCACCACCGUCUCCCAGGAAGCACAACUGAUUAAUAUAAAGGAGAAUUUCAUUGUGGAUCUCAUCUAUGAGUAUCUGCCCUCAAUAGUAAUCACCAUGGCCAACUUCAUCACUCCGCUCCUCUUCUCCGUCAUCAUCAAUUUCGAGGACUACUCCCCGGCCUUCGAGAUCCGCUUCACUCUCAUGAGGUGUGUCUUCAUGCGGUUGACCAGUAUUGGGGUUCUGCUCUUCUCUCUCUGGUCUCAGAUCACUAAAUGUGAGGAGGAUACCUGCAUCUGUGGCUACAACCAUGCCCUUUAUUCUUGCUGGGAGACCCGUGUGGGACAGGAGAUGUACAAACUCACCAUCUUUGAUUUCAUUAUUAUUGUGGCAGUCACCAUCUUUGUGGAGUUUCCCCGAAAGUUGAUAGUGAACCACUGUGAAUGUGGCCUGGCUAAGUGGUGGGGCCAGCAGGAGUUUGCUAUUCCUCAGAAUGUGCUUGAGAUCGUCUACGGUCAAACAAUAUGCUGGAUUGGCACGUUCUACUGCCCGAUGCUGCCUGCCAUCUGCACCAUCAAAUACUUUUUCAUCUUCUACAUUAAAAAGGUAUCACUGAUAAAUAAUUGCCGACCAGCCACACGUCCAUUUCGAGCUUCUCGCUCCAACUUCUUCUUCCUCGGCGUGCUGCUGAUCGGUCUAGCUCUGGCCUGUCUGCCCAUCACUGUCAGUGUCGCACAAAUAAACUGUUCCCAGGCCUGUGGACCAUUUGUUAAUUAUACCACCUCCUGGGAGGUGCUGCCAACUACGGUCUCCGAUUUACCCGCUGGAGUUCAGACCCUGCUUUUUGCUCUUUCAUCAGAGGCCUUUGCUGUCUCCUUCUUUGUUGUUACCUGCUUGGCCAUGUUUUAUGUGAUCGCGUUGGCUGGAGCUCACAAGAGAGUUAUCAAUCAGCUGAGGGAGCAGCUAGCCAUGGAGGGUCGAGACAAACGUUUCCUGAUCCAGAAGCUGUGCCAGGCUCAGAGAAUCCCAUCCAUCAAAUCUCCAGGGUCCAACUCUCGGCAUCGAAGCAGCAGCAGAAGCAGCCCCAGCUACCACACCAGCUUCUCCAACAAUUUCAACGAAGCCCUGUUCCUCGCACACUCACCUCCAGACUCCUACACACAUGAGCUCAGCUGCUGCGGAACCGGAGGAACGUGCAGUGGCUCCGGGCUCCAGACACACGACAUGCUGCGAGUUACAGUCCGGGCUGACAUGGGCUCCCUGUGGGUGUUGUUCUGCAUCAUCUACUCCCAGUGCUGGACCGCGUCCUCGGAUGUCAUCGUCGUGGCCUGCGGCGGCUUCGUGAAGUCCGACGUUGAAAUCAACUAUUCUCUGAUCGAGAUUAAACUGUACACAAAACAAGGAUCCUUGAAAUAUCAAACAGACUGUGCUCCCAUCAACGGAUACUUCAUGAUCCCACUCUACGACAAGGGAGAUUUUGUUUUGAAGAUUGAACCUCCUUUUGGGUGGAGCUUUGAGCCUACCAGUGUCGAUCUCCAUGUGGAUGGAGUAAGUGACAUCUGCACCAAAGAGGAAGACAUCAACUUUUUUUUCACCGGCUUUUCAGUCUUAGGAACGGUGCUGAGUAAGGGCCAUCUCCUGGGCCCGGCAGGAGUAGAGGUCAAACUGAGCCGAGAGGGAACAGCAGAGAAACUCCAGAGUGUUGUCACACAGCCUGGAGGAAAGUAUACCUUCCUCAAAGUACUUCCUGGAAAUUAUGACAUCACAGCUUCCCAUCCCUCCUGGACUCUUGAGCAGAGCACAACCUCGGUGCACGUCUCCAGUACCAAUGCCCCGGCUGCCGACCAUCUGGUGGUUGGAGGCUACGACGUCUCUGGGGAGGUCCGCAGUGAUGGAGAGCCCAUGAAAGAGGUCACCUUCCUGCUGUACUCGGCCACAGUCAGGAGAGAGGAUGUUAGUGGCUGUAACAUGUCCCCAGUUGAGGGGGCAGAUUCUGGGGACAGCUCCCUGGUCUACCUGUGCAGUGCUCUGUCCAGAGAAGAUGGCACCUUCAUCUUUCCCUCUCUGGCCAGUGGAGAGUACACUGUGGUUCCAUUCUACAGAGGAGAAAGAAUUACAUUUGAUGUUGCACCAUCCAGGAUGAAUUUCAAGGUUGAGCACAACAGCUUGAAGCUCGAGCCCAUCUUCCGAGUCAUGGGCUUCUCUGUGACAGGCCGAGUUCUCAACAGUAUCGAAGGGGAGGGUGUAACAGACGCUACAGUGUCCCUCAACAACCACAUCAGAGUCAUCAGCAAGGAGGAUGGUUCUUUCCGGCUGGAGAACAUGACAGCUGGUACCUACACCAUUCGUGUAAACAAGGAGCUGAUGUUCUUUGAGCCAAUCACAGUGAAGAUUGCCCCUAACACACCUCAACUCCCUGACAUCAUCACAGCAGGGUUCAGUGUGUGUGGCCAGAUCUCCAUCAGCCGCCUGCCUGAGGGCAUGAAGCAGCAGGGUCGCUACAAGGUCACCCUGACACACCAGGGCCAGGACAAGACGUCCGGCCGGACCAUCGAGUCUGACCCUCAGGGGGCUUUCUGCUUUCAGGCCAAACCCGGAGACUACAGCGUCCAUGUAUCUCUCCCUGAGGCGGAGGUGAAAGCAGGUCUGGCUCUGCAGCCUCAGGCCCUGGAAGUCUCCCUCGUGGACCGGCCCCUCACUGACCUCCUCUUCACCCAAUUCAUGGCUUCCGUCUCUGGGAAGGUCUACUGUCUAGCGUCCUGUGAUGACCUCUCAGUAACCCUGCAACCAGUGAGUCGUCAGGGAGAGAGAAGGGCAGUGGCUCUGUCUGGCAACAAUGACAUCCUCAGCUUCUCAUUCGACAACGUUCUGCCUGGGAAAUACAAAGUGAGUAUUUCUCAUGAGGAAUGGUGCUGGAAACACAAGUCCAUUGAAGUGGAGAUUCUGGAUUCUGACGUCUUGGGGGUUGAGUUCAGGCAGAUUGGCUACAUCCUGCGCUGCUCCCUCUCCCAUGCCAUCACUUUGGAGUUCUUCCAAGAUGGCAGCAAACCUGAGAAUGUCGGCAUGUACAACCUUUCUAAGGGCGUGAACCGCUUCUGUCUCUCCAAGCCCGGUGUUUACAAAGUCACCCCUCGCUCCUGCCAUCAGUUUGAGCAGGACUUCUACACCUAUGAUACCUCGGCUCCCAGCAUCCUGACCCUCACUGCAGUGAGGCAUCACAUGACCGGGCUCAUCACCACUGACAAGAUCCUGGAUGUCACAGUGACCAUCAAGUCGUCCAUCGAGAGCGAGCCGGCACUGGUCCUGGGUCCUUUGCGGAGCCAGGAGGAGCUGCGGCAGGAGCAGCAGCUGCAAGAGAUUCAGCUCCGCCGCCAGGAGCGGGAGCGGCGUGCCGCCGAAGAGGAGGGAGGAGCGAGGGAUGACAGCCCGCCAAUCCAAGAGAAGGCAGAUGAGCUAACAGGCCCAUUCCACUAUGAUUUUUCCUACUGGGCCAGGGCAGGAGAGAAGAUCACUGUGACUCCCUCCUCCAAAGAACUGCUGUUCUACCCACCUGAGGUAGAGGCCACUAUCACCGGAGAGUCCUGUCCAGGCCGGCUGGUGGACAUCGCAGGACGUGCAGGUCUGUUCCUGGAGGGCAAAGUCUCACCAGAGCUUCAGGGUGUUGAGAUCUCCAUCACUGAAAAAGGAGCCUCUGCUCCUCUCAUUACUGUGGCCACUAACGAGAUGGGAUCAUACAGUGUGGGUCCACUUCACAGUGACCGACAGUACGACAUUAGUGCCAACAAGGAGGGAUUCGUCCUGAGUCCUGUGGAGGGAACCCAGGGAGAUUUCAAGGCAUUCGCUCUGGCUGGUGUCACCUUCAAGAUCAGAUCAGAGGAUGGUCAGCCCCUCUCUGGGGUCCUUCUGUCUCUGAGUGGUGGACAGUUUCGUUCCAACCUUCUGACCCAGGACACUGGCCUGCUCACUUUCAAUAACCUGAGCCCUGGCCAGUACUACUUCAAACCCAUGAUGAAGGAGUUCCGCUUUGAGCCGGCAUCUCAGAUGAUCACGGUGGAGGAAGGUCAAAACCUCAGCAUCGAUAUAACUGGCAUUAAGACUGCGUACAGCUGCUACGGAGCGGUGCAGUCUCUGAGUGGGGAUGCAGAGCGGGACGUUGCCGUGGAGGCGCUGGGUCAGGGAGAGUGCAGCCUCUACAGCGAGGACACGGUGACUGAUGAGGAGGGACGCUUCAGACUCAGGGGUCUGCUGCCGAGUUGCAAGUAUCUGAUUCAGCUCCGCGCUGAAGGCAACGACCACAUCGAGAGGGCUCUACCUCAACACAGAGCCAUAGAGGUCGGCAGCAAUGACAUUGAAGGGGUGAACAUCAUCGCCUUCAGACAAAUCAAUCAGUUUGACCUCAGCGGGAACGUCAUCACGUCACCUGAACAUCUCCCAACGCUGUCGGUGAAGCUGUAUAAGAGUGACAAUUUGGACAAUCCGAUCAACAGCGUCUCUUUGGGACAGUCACUCUUCUUCCACUUCCCUCCUCUGGACAGAGACGGAGAGACCUAUGUUCUGAUGCUGUACUCCACGCUGUCCCGCUCCCAGUAUGACUUCACGCUGCCCCAGGUCUCCUUCACCUCCACCGGAUACCACAAGCACAUCACGCUCACCUUCAACCCCACUCGUAAAGUGCCUGACCAGGAUGUUGCCCAAGGCUCCUACAUAGCUCUGCCCCUCACUCUGCUGCUCCUGUUGGCAGGAUACAACCAUGAGAAGGUGAUCCCGCUCCUGCUACAGAUCGUGAAUCGUAUUCAGGGAGUGAGGAGCAUGAGCCAAGCCAGCGGGGACAGUGCUGCCCUGGAUGAAGCCAAACGCCAGGCCAAGAGACAGAAAGCGCGGCGCACAUGAGGACUCACUUCAGACCACACCUUUGUCUGCUAAAUAACACGCCAGCUCCCAUAAUCCUCAGCAAACACCGGGUCAGCCGAGGUCCAACUCCCUCAGUAGCUGUGGCAUAUUAUGGGCGCUAGUCAACUGUUUAGCUCGCAAAAGAUGUGAUUUGGCCCCAAGUGAAGCUCAACAUAAACCACUCGACGCGCAUUACCACACCUCAUCAGCCAAUCAGAUUCACUGAACUGAAAGCUGACAUUUUACAGGUUUUUGUUUUUUUUCCUUUUGAACCCUUUUUCCACAACACUCAUUGUCUAAGAAGUUUUGAGAAUAUUUGUGAUAUAAUAUGAGCCAUUUUUAUACAUUUGUAAUUUAUCUAGAUCUGCUCAAAUCUGUUGUGUUUUGAAAGCACUUGCUUUGGACAUGUGUCCUAACAUGGUUUAGGACUAUCAGUCACUCUGGAUAACCAUGUGUCUCCCUUACCAGCAUUAGGGGGACUUCUUUCUACACAAAGGAGAUUUUCUCUAGAACACGACUGAAAUUCGAUUUGAUCUAAUCAGAACUACAAGUGAUUUUUAAGUAUUAUGGUUUAAAUUGAUAAAUCUGGGCUCAAAUAAGGGUCAUAAAGAUUUUGAGCAUUAUUGUCAAAAAUGUUUUCAAAGCUUGUUGUUGAAUAUCACCCUUAUAACCCCGUUGGGGGAAAAACAGUGAAGUUAAGAAUUUUCACAAGAAAAUUUGAAUUAUUUAAAAUUUUUGUGAAAAAUUAUAACUGAUACAUUUGCGAACAGGUUUAAUUUAGACACUAAAAAACUAAUCACAAAAGGUUCAACAGGCUGAAAAGGCUGAUGUUCAACCUUAAGAUUUUAGGGCCGGGUCACAUACACAAAUGUUUCAGUGGUAAACCUUCUGUUCACUUCCACUUCCCGAGGAGGUGAUUAAAAUAUCCACUUCCUGAGGCGAAUCAAAUCUCGGUGUUGUUUCGCGUGGAGUUCAACUUUGUUCGCUGCGCAAUUGCAUGUAUGUGACCAGGCCCUAAAAGUCAUUUCACAAGCUUCAAAACCUUUUUGUCCCACAUUUGAACCGUUGAUUUGAUCUUUAACUGCAUUGACUUCUAUAAUGCCAUCACCAACAAGUGACUGUAUGACUGCUAUCUGUGCGUGAAGGACGGCCAAAGAUAGUCAGCCAUAUCUCUUCAAUUUAAAACACCCACAGGUCACUGAAAUGCACUCCAUCCACUCCUGAUGGUCAUUUAUAAGCUGCUCAGUGUGAUGCAAGAUUGACUUGUUUCUCUGUUGGCUCAGGAAGGUGACGGUGGAUAAGAUGCUGGAAUUCUGGGUUUUGGGGGGUGGGGGGGUGGGGAGCUAUGGGGGCUUACUGACUAUUAAUUUAUUAACAGAAGUCUAAUCAGAUGUGAAUGUCUUACAAAAGUGUGGUUGUUGUUUUUUAAUGAUAUUCUGUCAGAUGGAGUGUGUGAUGGACAACAUGGUAACUUAAAAACCCCACAGAAGUAAAAAUGAGUGACAACA
Messenger RNA from Paralichthys olivaceus (Japanese flounder), 7633 nucleotides. RefSeq names its product nodal modulator (gene nomo). The record is from RefSeq and is a predicted model, not a curated record. Lineage: Eukaryota; Metazoa; Chordata; Actinopteri; Pleuronectiformes; Paralichthyidae. Gene Ontology annotation, cellular component: endoplasmic reticulum membrane. Gene Ontology annotation, molecular function: carbohydrate binding.